GAAAGAGAAAAGGAAAAGGAAAAAAACAGGGAGAAGAAGAGGAACGGCAGGGAAGAGAGUGUUUCUUUUUCCAAGUUCCAGCAGCAACAGUUUAGCACUUGCAGCAUUCCAUCAAUAAAACCAGCAUUUUGACACCUUCCCGGAAAAGUAACCUUCUUUCCAACCUUUACCUGACGUUGUACAAUGAGGUGCAGCAUGGAGAGUUUUUCUUACCAGAUGUGGAAGGCCCUUAUAAUAAUCUGAAACUCAUACAAAAUUGGAGACCCUUAAUGAGGAAUAAUCUACUUCAACGGCCCCCUUUCCUAGAAGAGAUUUUUGUUAAUACUUCACAGGCUACUAGAGAUUCUGCUACUGUAAACUUUAAGGAUAGGAGACGGGGCAGGGAAGGACUCAGUAAAGCCUGUAAAAUUUUCAGUAACAUCCGAAAUGGUAAGAUUUAUGUGAAUGAUGUGCUGCUGACCCUACAUGCCUUAAAGAUUUCCAUGAGUGAUGGAGAGCUGCGUCAGGCACUGAAAUGUGUUUAUAUUGAUGCAAAUGGCAUGCUGGAUUUUUCAAAAUUCAUGGAGAUUUUGAAUGACAGAGGUUCCUUCUCUCAAGACCCAGCAUUCCAGGAAGCAUACCAAAUUUUCGGCAAGAUAAAAGGAGGCCGGGUUGAAGUUGAAGAUAUACUUCCUCUUCUGAAUAUCUUGGGAGUCUCUGUAAUUUUUAGUACUUUCCAGGAAGUGAUGAAUUAUUUGUCUUAUGAUGAUAAUAAAACAGUGGAUUUCAGAGAUUUUCUAUUUUCUUUGGAGGAUUUACAGCAACAAUAUGAGGAUGCUGUAAUUAAGGAAUGGUCAUCCCAGGAUGAGAGUGAUUGGAGAUUCUCAAAGCCCCAUACGAGUAGGUUGUUUCAGCAAUUAAGGAAGAAGAGCAAUAUAUUCCCUAGAUCAUCUGAAUCUUCCUCCACACGGUUCAAUAGAAAGACCUUCGGUGAAAAAGGGUCUGAGGAGAGCAUUGACCUCCUAUCCCCACAACAAAACUUAAAAAAUAACUUGAGUUUGAAGAAUACUUUUGAAAGGGUUGAUAUCAGCGUUCUUGAAUCCCUACGGACGAACUCAAAAACAAACAUAAGCUUCAGAAAACUUGUGGGUCAGUCAGAGACUCAGCUGGAGGAGGCUCAACCCCUCAAAGCUAUUCCAGGCUUUAGAAGAUCUUUCCAUGAAGCUGAUAUUUCUGUUGCCUCAGAGUCCCAACAAAAGAUUCUGAAGACAGAGGAAAGCCAUGAGCUAGAGCCAGUAAAGAGUAACUCCAGAAAAUCUCUGGAAGAAAUCAAUAAAUAUGAAAUAUGUGUCACCGGGACCCAACCGCGUGGCAGCAGUAUUUCUCUCAAGAAAUAUACCGAUGUAGAAGAGAUUCCUAGUGUGAAGAAGAGUUCAAGUUUCCCCAAAUACUGGAAAGAACCUGAGUAUAAAUAUGGAAUUUCUGUCACAGACCUCCAACCACCAAGUAUAAAGAGUAGUCAAAUCCUCAGAAAACUAUCGAGUGAAGUUCAUAUUCCAGAGAUCCCAGCUGCCUCUUUGGACUUGGUUAAGCUUCAGCCUGAAAAAGCAAAAGUAAAGUUCAGAAAGAAGCAGUUACUAAAAGUAACUGAAGAUAUACAAGAUUCCCUUGGAUUUUUCAACAAACUCACAGAGGACAAAAUUGCUAUUGAUGAACUCCAGCCUGUCUUGAAGAUUAUUGGAAUGGAUUUAUCUGAAGAUGAGUUAGAGAAGGUGCUACAAAUGACUCCUGCCGAUGAUACUGAAAUGGUGGAUUUAAAAGACUUUAUGGUUAAUCUGGCCAAAGCCCGACAGUUCUCAGAGUAUACUGUGUUGAAAGAUGCCAUUGAUGUCCUUAAAGACUUUGAAGACGAAAAAGUUCCCUUGGAUCAAGUACAGCCCAAACUGAAGAAAUUGGGAGUCUAUUGUUCCAUGAACGAAUUAAAUAAAGCCUUAGAAAAGAUACCUCCUGAUAGUAAAGGAGAAGUGGAUUUUAAUAAGUUUGUUAAAACUCUGAUGAGUAACCCCUCGUUAGGCAAAAGAAAAUCAAUAGAAGAAAGUCUUGAAAAAGUGGAGACAUUUAAGGGCAACAAGGCUUCAGUGCACGAUUUGUGGGACACUCUGCACACAUUAGACCCUGAUUUGACGGAAAAGGAAUUCCAAGAGGCACUGAAGGCAGUCCCACAAGAUGAAAAUAAAAAGGUAGAUUUUGACGAGUUCUGUCAGGCUCUAGAAGAUAGAAGACAACAAGCACAGGAAAUAAUAGCACCAUCUGAGAAAAUCUUUGCCUUAAAUAAGAUCAAAGAUGACAAGGUAGCCAAGAAGGAUAUGGAUUAUGUCUUGAAGAGUAUGGGGAUUAUUUUGCCAGAAGAACAGUUGGAAAAAUCGCUUGCAUCUACAGAUGAUGACUCAGUGAAUAUCAAAGACUUUGUGUCAACUUUAAGGAGCAAUGACAGUUUCUCCAAUUUUGCUGCAUUGAAGGAAACCAUCAACGCAAUGGACCAGGAUAAAACGAUUCCUUUGCCUGUAAAAGAUGUAUAUGCAGAAAUACUUCAGCACAGAUCUGCUCCGGAAUCCAUGGGAAUGCAGUUAUCUGAUCAAGAAAUUCAGGAUGCAGUUGGUGCUCCUGUUCUUGAAGGUCCAGAGAGAGAUAAAUUCAACAUAUUUAUGACGGCCUUGUCUCAGACCGAGAAGCUUCCUGUGAAAGAUGCCUUGGAAAAGGGUAUUGAUGUUUUUACACAUUUGGAAGAUGGAAGGAUUGGUGUUGCAGACCUGAAGCAUGCCCUGGCUGAUUUGAAUAUCAAUUUACCAAAGGAAAACUUGGAUCAAAUCAUUGCAUCUUGUGCCACUGAUGAGAAUGGGAAUUUACAGUUAAAAGAUAUCACAGUGCUUUGACAGAGACUCCAGAGUUUGCUGAUUCCAUAGCUUUGCAGCUAGCCUCUUCUGGCCUUGAAAAUCUCCACGAUAAUCUCAUUGAUUAUAAUGAACUCAAGGAUUCAUUGACCCA
Phascolarctos cinereus (koala) is the source of this 3024-nucleotide messenger RNA. NCBI's taxonomy places the organism in Eukaryota, Metazoa, Chordata, Mammalia, Diprotodontia, Phascolarctidae. The record is from RefSeq and is a predicted model, not a curated record.